AGAGUAUAUAUCAAAUUAUGAUACAACUAUGGUAAAAGCAGCGUUUCACAUCCUUCAAAAUGUAUUAUAAGAUUAGAUUAAACCACCUUUUCCGGUGGAAUAGCAUUUAUUCAUUUCAAGCGCACCUGAAGUACGAAAAAGAUGCGAUGUUACUCUACUUUAAACCUACUAAAAACGCUAACACUACAAAUUAUAUACGUCUUUACUCUUUCUAUUAUUGUGUAAUAAGUCUCUCUCAUUAUUUGAUUUGUAAGCGAUUGAGACUAGGAAAACAUAAGCAAAGAAAAUAGACUUUGUAGUAGAAAUUUACGAAAAAGAAGUGUUUCUAAAAAAAUAGAAAUGUGCCAUACCAUCAGCAAAUAUGAAGACAAAUACCUUUUUUUCAAAAAUAGUCUUUAUUACUUUUUAGCGGAACGAUGUGCACUGCAGGGGAAUAACCGCAACCCGGGUCUUAUUCAAAGUCAACAUUGUCUUGUCCGAAAUUAAUCUUCUAUAUUUUUCUAAGACCAGACGAAGGCAGAACAAAAAUAAUACACACAAUUCCAUACGUUAGAAAAUGACUACGAAAUUACACGUUAAAUAUCAAAAUUCAUAAACUUGAAGAUUUCCAUCGUGGUUCGAAGUCUUUAUAUGGGUCCAUCCUUUUUUACAUUUUUUUUUCGGUCAAGGAAGCGGAAAUUAGUGACAGCCUAAUAAUAUUGAUUAAUUGGUGCAAGCUAACAGGGAGGGUAUUCGGCGAUGUCGGUAAGUGUGUUGGAGGCCUUUGAAGUUUCAACCCCUUAAUGUAAAUACUCUGCAAGAGACAAGAAUCCCUGCAGAGAUCGGUACCAAAGCACAAUGGCCUCUGUGCAUGACUUCAUCAUUCCCGCAGUUUACAGCUCGCGCUUCUUGACUAGGUUUUACGGUCACACGAAACAGAAAAGCUAUUAAAACUAUUGCGGUAGAAUGCGGAGGGGCGGACGAGCGACGAGUUACGUUAUCUUUACAUCUCUUCUCUUUUCAUUCGCUUCAUUGCAGAUUAAUGACCUGACAUGCUCCCUUUGAGAUAUUAUCUGACAUAGGGGUUGACAGGAGAUGUUUGGAUACUCUUGAAAUGCGAGGAAGUCCCUCGUUCUCGUUAAGUUAGCACCCCUCAACCUUAGCUAGAUCUAUGGCUUGUCGGAUUGCUCUUCAAUAGCUAGUCCACACAUGCUACAAUAAGCCCAACACUCAAAUCCCCCGUAGUCAAACUCAAUGCUAUUGUGUCUCUAGGGGACUAAAUAAUUUCCCAAAACAAGAGAGCCAAAUAAGAUAGCGAUGUCCACAUUGGAAGCGAUUUAGUUCGGGAUCUCGUGCAAAAGUUACACAAAUUAUGAUGUUUGUUUUAAAGGUGUGAAAAACCCUCACAAUGGGUUCUCUUAGAGCGAGCGAAGGGGAUGAGGCGACAAUUGCUUUAAGCUGUUUAUAGUGCCCCGUUGCGCCUUUCAAACUGUUCCACCCAAAGUGUCAAUCACUAUCCAAUCACCUGCAAGGAAGCUGUUCUUGCGAUAGAAUGGGCAACCCUUGAGUUGAGCGCUUUAUCGCACGCCCAAAGCUGUGAGUUCUCGACUUGUAGAGCGCGCUUUCUAGCAUGUGCGGGCAUUGAAGGGCUUUCACAGAUUACUAUCGCUCACCGGUUACAAAAACUAAGCGUUGUAAAAAAUUCAACAAAAAGGACGCUUGCCAAAUAUAGCGUGUUUUCUGGGGCGAUCAAACAAUUAAAAACAUCGCCAUAGCUCAGCGGGCUAUGGCUAAUCUCAAUGUUCAAGCCGAUCACAAACCUGCGCGUGCGCACUGAGACCGCAGGACAAUCGCAAUGGAAGGUAUCACGCUGGGAAUUAACGGCGUAACAUAUGCCUACGCACACACAGCUCCAGCUCAGGAAAACCUUCAUAAUUGGGUUUGCGGAGUGUUAUUUAUACUUAAGUAAAGCUGAUCCAUAUUCAAAUUCUUCGGAGCUAUAUUCAAAUGGACCCGGCACACGACAAACGGACAGCACUUGCGUUUGAGUCCAUGCCGGUCCAGUGUUCCAGUCUGGGAAAUACUAGCGGGACCACAGCCGAGUACACUGACAACAGAAAGCCUCACUCACCAGGAAUGAAUCAUCUACUGGACUCCGCACCGCAUUUAUCGUCCAUUAGACUGGCUUCGCAUCGACUUCCUCCCGACCCUCUGACUUACGAGCAAAAAUCCAGCGCCAUGUCCGGGCAACAGAGCUUCUAUCACUCGUUUCCAGCGUAUAGACACAUGGCUUCGCAAGGAUUCGCACCGCACGACUACAUUCAUCACCAAGAUUCCAUGUCGCACUUAGGAACAAGUGCGGGGCUUACAUCUCACUCCUUGGCUCUGCACGAGACAAUAGCCAACACUGCAAGCCAUACACACCGACAUAACAUGUUCAGUGCGCCUUCAGCGCCGGCUAUUCACGCCAACAAUAUGGGAUACCACCACGGAGUCUCCGCGCACAAGGGAUUGGAGUCCGUCCAUUACGGCGGCUUUGGCUCCCCUCACGACGCCAUUUCCCCGCAUCACGGCAUGCCAAUCGUCCCCAACAGUUCACUAAGGUAUUCGCGAGGCUCAGAGCUUUACACUCGUCCUGACAGAUUUGCGCAAGGACUUGGAAACCCGUUUAUUGAUCAUGCGCCUCCCGGGUACCCGAGCCCUACUGGCCAUGGUAUGUAUUUACCCAUCGUGAAACAACCAACAAACCAGGUACUAACGUGUAUGUGGAUCGACCAAGGACCCAUUCCCGGUAAAAGAAAGCCGUGCGGAAAACAAUAUACACAUAUGCCUGACAUUGUGUCGCACAUCUCCGAUGAGCACGUUUCGGCGAACGAUUCAAGUUUACAUGUGUGUUACUGGCAGGAAUGCUCAAGGAAUGGACAACCUUUCAAGGCGAAAUACAAACUUGUUAAUCACAUCAGAGUUCACACAGGAGAGAAGCCUUUCCCUUGCCCCUUUCCUGGAUGCGGUAAACUUUUCGCGCGCUCUGAGAACUUGAAAAUUCACAAACGAACACAUACCGGGGAAAAGCCCUUUAUGUGCGAAUUCCCGGGAUGUGAUCGCAGGUUCGCGAAUUCUAGCGAUCGCAAAAAGCACUCACACGUCCACACUUCGGACAAGCCUUAUAUUUGUAAGGUGGAUGGAUGUAACAAGAGUUACACACACCCAAGCUCACUGAGAAAACAUAUGAAACUCCACGAAAGCGGAGGUUUGCGACCGUUAUCUCCUUUGACGCAGUCCAACGGGAACCGCGAAAACGCGUCUAGCCGCGAAUCUACGCGGUCCCCACCGUCGCCAAGGACAGCUAAAGACAAAACGCAACAAGAGUGGUACUCGUGCUAAACUUUCGCGAUUAUCACGGAUAAUACAACGUUCAAUCGUAGGUAUCUACAUGUCCCGCUUGUACGCACCGCAUAGUACAUUUCAUAUCCAUAACGGAACAAUGUACGUAGAUGUAAAUAUAAAGAGUAGAAAGUGAAAAUAUGCUCUUUCUAUAUUAAAUAUAGAGAGUUUAUAUUUCAAAAAGAAAAUUAAUGUUUUAAGCAUAAAAUGUAUAUUCCAAAGAAUUAUACAUAAGUACAGACUUGCAUUAUAUGCAAGGUAGAUGGAAACAUCAUUAAAAUGAUUAAAGAGAACUGUCUCUGAACAUUUAUUACUUCUCAAUUCUUUAUUAAGAAAAGAAAACGAAAAAGAAAGAAAAAUGUAUUAGACUUUACAAAUACAGAUAAAAGGAUUAGCUGUUGACACUUUAAGAAAGCAAGAAAAUGUUAAUUUUAAGUUUCAGUAAAGAAUUUCCUGCUUAUACAUGCAACCUGGAGUUUGCUAUGAUGGCACAGGAAGACCCAGCGCGCCGUGACACCAGCCCUAAAUAUCUUAGCUUUCUUCUGCUUUUACUGCUUCCUCGAUAUAGAUCUGUAUUUACUACAAGGGAGAUUGAUUUCGAGGAUAGGAAACUUUUACAGUCAAGUAAUACUCUCGGCACCUGUGCUAGUAAUUUGUUUACGGGCGGCAAUACCAGUUCCAAAGAACAAUUUUUCUGAAACACGAUGUAUUCAGGCGCAUCCCUAACUUUACGACCAAGAGAAUCACUUUUACUUUGCAUCCUUGUUUCAUUAAGACGAUAGCGAUCGAACUUUAAUAAUUUGGACUUCGAAUAAUUCGAUCAAGUAACAGUAUUUGUUGUACUCUGCAACCCUUAACGUUCAAAUUUUUUUUUGCGAACCUUAUAUGAAUUCCUCUCUAGUCACAAAGGUAUUCAGUUUUUUAGUAUUCAAUGAUUUUAUUUUCAUUUGAAUAAUUGGUAUCUCCAGCUAACAGGUUAAGUUGUUUACUGUUACUAUCUCUUCACGUGUGGAGAUAUCUUUCGAGGUGGACUCGAAAAAUCGCUAAUAAAAAGACAAGCUUCCAUCCAUCUUUUCAUCGAAAAGCAUAAAAAAAUACCAUUUUUAUUUCAAAAUCAAAUUCCGUGAUUACGCCCUCGCAUGAAUUCUGUGUAAGGCCGAGUGUCUGUAGUGGUUAGAUGUCCUAUUUGCUCGGGUUUCUUUUAAAGUGAACUGCUGGGUGCUCUGGCCCCCUCGACGAUUAAUUGUUUGGGAAGGCAAGCCUACCGAACAACACGGUAUAAAAACAAAUAUAUUUUACCAACAAAUUACAACCAUUUUUACGGAAAACGUAUCUUUAAAAGGUACCUUUACAAAAAAAACGUAUUUUCAAACUUAAAUAGUGCAGUUCUGGUCGAGGCAUUUAGCAAUAAUGCGCUGGCGUCGCGGGUACAAGCUAUAGGCAAGACAAGCUCCCGCAGUUUGCUGGUAUUAUAAGGUCACGGAAAAGAAUCUAAGGAAAAAAUAACCGUAAAAGCCUAUAACCCGCUACGAUUGUCACGUCAAAAAGACCUAGAGUUGCUUAGAUCGCAAAAAGGCCAAAAGUGAUUGUCACCUAUUCAUUAACAGCCUCUCAUAUCAAGUGGUUGCCUUUCAACGGGUUUUCGAUAUGAGUACUAAAUACGUAUGUUAUUACAUAGCUCUUUCUCGUGCCGCAAGUCGUUUCAGCUAAGCCGCUAGCAGCUUGCCAUGUUAAGAACUCGUGGCUAAAGCUUACAAUGACAAUUUCUUUUCGCUUCAACACUUUCGCUAUUUGUUUAUUCUGCCGAAAGGCGCGAAUUUGCGUGUAUUUAUCAGAGGAGCUAUAAACUAAACUGACUGUGUUAUUGUUUUCCCUCGCUAUAAUAUUCUUAAAGGUACCGCUUUGCACGCUAUAAUAUCAAUAUAAACUAUCAUAGUAUGCUAAAAAAAAUAUUGAAAUAGAAUUGUCUUAUAUAAAUUUCACAAAUUAAAUGGGUUGUUUAAGUUUUGUCUUUGAUAGGUCUAAGUAUUGCAUAUUGAAUGUGGUGUCCAAAAACCAAGGAACCAUUUCUUAAGUUUUAAAAAAUCGCUAUUCUCAAACAUUUUUUUUCUAUCAUCUCGUUCGGGAAAGAUCCUGCUUAAGCUUGAAAAGAAGUGUAGAUUCCCUGAUUAUUGAUCAUCUACACAAUUGACCGAGAAAGUUUUAGAAACUUCCGGGGUACUUUUCAUUACAUAAUAUUAGUGGAUUUCUAAAAGACAAGGCAUAUAUUUCUAUGUGGUUCGCAAUGUUUUAACAGAGGCCUGCCGCUUUAAAUUAGCCAUGAAAAAUUAAUUGAGUGGUGUCAUGCUGAGGCUUACAAACGUUAAUCAAAAAGAGAGGACUUUGAGGUUGAAGAAACUACGAGAUAUCCGUAAGUAAAUGCGGCCACGAGAAUGGCUCAACUCAGGGUUUUCCAAGACCUCGCAAAUUUUCCUGGAAUUGUUAGAAAUGGCGUAACGUAUAGUUUAUCGUCUGCGUCAAGUUGGUUGUAGUAAGGUAUACUUUGACCGUUCUGUUUUACUUAGGCAAAUUAUUUUGAUUUUAUAUUAACACUCUUUGGUAAAUAAACAUUGAAGUUGAGUAAGAAAUGUGAAUAAAUGAUGGGAUUCUACUUCUCUUGUCUCUAAAGCAUAGGUAAUAUAGCGCGCUGUUGUGUUGACGUUUGCGGUUGUAGAGAGUGUAAUUGAUGAGAUGAAACACUUGAAGCAAACAGAUUUUAGAUUACGAAACUGCGACGCUUAACAAGGCACAACUUCACAGUCCAUCAGUUUAUCACAUGCCCUGAGGCAUUCGCUCCGAGUGACCCUACGCCAGCCAGAGCAGCAGAAGUCAAAUUCAUUCUGGUUUUACAAGUAAUGAGAAGUUAGAGAAGCACAGCGCGCGUUAAAUAAUCAACACCGGUUGUUCACUACGCAUAUAAACAAAGCAACGAAUGAAGCGCUUAAAGUCCUGUCGGGAAAGCAGCCAUACCACUGGCAAAACCCCAGGAAGUCCGAGCUUUAUUUCAACCGCGAACAUUUAAUUUUUAGCAGAAGAUGAACGCAGUAUCAUGAAAUCCUAUCACAUUUGAGGCCCCGGUCUAACAAAAAUACAUAUCAAAGAUAUCAAACCUCUAUAAAUGUAGAACUUAAGAGAAAGCUCGAAGACAAAAGAGUUAGACGGUUGGUGGUAAGAAACGAGACAAUAAACCCUUAUGAACAGAUGAAACUUAGUGUCAAGGCGAAGAAUCUCUGCUCAGAAAACAGUGGGGAGGAAAAAGCGCGCAAAAACAUCGUAUUUUACUCAUAGCCGAGGGAACAGUCAGAGAACCCUUCAGAAACUCUAGAAAUAUUUCACUUUAAAAUAAAGUUCCAUUCUUGAGAUUGUUUCAAUAUACACAAGAAUUCAAAGUUCGAGCAUUGCCUAAGAAUAAUAGACACAAAGCUCGAAAACCAUUUUGAGUUCCAUUAGACCGGACUGUGUAAGUUUAAAAAAGCUGCAGCAAAAACAAAAAAAAACAAAACAAAAAACAAAAAAAAAACAACAACAACAACACGAGUUUCUUAAACAAAAUCAUAAAUCAAGUUAUAUAUUUUUGUUUGAAAAAAGGAAAAUUGUUAUUGUAUUGCCUUCCCUCUCACUCCCGCUUGGAGCGUGUGGCAAGCAAACGUUUGGAAGCAAAGCGAACGCUCGUUCCGCCCAGCAGUUUUCAACACUAUUCCAUUGUAUUUCUUUUUUCGUAAGAAAAAAAAUUUGGUCUCUUACUUUGUUGCUUUUUACUUAAUAAAGUGCUAAAGAAUAUUACUUUUAUUAACUAAAAUGUGGCGUUUGAGGGGCCGUUUAUACGCCCAUUGGUCGCCUCUCGAAUUGUCUCUCUCGACGGGAGAAACUCAUAACGUUCCUUCCAAGUACAGGUGGAAGCUAUGUUGUCCUUUAAUGGCGCAAUGAUAGCUAGCCCGAAGGGGACCUUGUCUACUUAUCAAUGAAGAGAAUUAAAAGAAUGAAGAUUUUAAGGUUCAACGUUAAAAGCUGGAAGUUCCACCAAGUUCCAACAGGCCUUCAAAACUCAAGCAACACUAAGUUUGCUGUUGAAAUUAUUGGUUGACUUUUAUUGUUAGUGAUAAUUAGAGACUUAGCCAGGUGUGGUAUUAUUGCGCAUCUUUAAAUAACAAAUUAAUUAUUGUUAAGGCACCUUUAUUGAGACGCUUGGUUAAUCACAAUUAUGCACAAACUAAACAAUUCGCCAAUAAAAACACCGAGAUAGUUGAAAACUUAAA
Molecule: messenger RNA, 7658 nt
Organism: Nematostella vectensis (starlet sea anemone)
Lineage: Eukaryota; Metazoa; Cnidaria; Anthozoa; Actiniaria; Edwardsiidae
Product: zinc finger protein ZIC 4-like
Exons: 2
Coding region: 1987-3363 (458 amino acids)
Biological process (GO): central nervous system development; regulation of transcription by RNA polymerase II
Cellular component (GO): nucleus
Molecular function (GO): RNA polymerase II cis-regulatory region sequence-specific DNA binding; DNA-binding transcription factor activity, RNA polymerase II-specific
Source: RefSeq, a predicted model, not a curated record